Messenger RNA from Lineus longissimus, 2432 nucleotides. Its product is annotated as dynactin subunit 2-like. The record is from RefSeq and is a predicted model, not a curated record. The coding region runs from base 46 to 1257 and encodes 403 amino acids. The transcript has 10 exons. Gene Ontology annotation, biological process: mitotic spindle organization. Lineage: Eukaryota; Metazoa; Nemertea; Pilidiophora; Heteronemertea; Lineidae. Gene Ontology annotation, cellular component: cytoplasm; centrosome; dynactin complex.
AAGCAGAGAAAAUCACGAGAACGACGGAACGCGACCACUGACAAGAUGGCAAGCGAUCCAAAAUACGCUCAGUUACCUGGCAUUGCAAGAGAUCAGCCAGAUGUCUAUGAAAGUGGCGACCUACCUGAGUCCGAUCAGUCUAAAACACCAGAGGAACUUGACAGCGAAAGUGUCGAAAAGAUCCCCAUCAAUGUUGGCGAAUCAUUCACAAAAUUCAAAGGCAAGCAGCUGGAUUCCUCAGGUCUCGACUUCUCCGACAAAAUCUCGAGAUCUCGUCGGACAGGAUACGUGGUCCAGUCCGAGUACGAGAUUGUUGGUGAGAGGGAGGCGGAGACACCACUCCAGAAAUAUCAGAGGAUCCAGCAUGAGAUCAGGGAGCUGGCAGACGAAGUCAACAAACUAAAGGAUGGUAUGAAAGACACUUCCAAGGAUGAAAUCUCUCCCGUCCAGCUUGCCCAGCAGACGGAGUUCCUUCAUCACCAGUUGGCUGAUCUGCAUCUGGAGAGCAUCCUGGGUUCUGAAGCCAAGGUUGACCUUGCUGACCCACAAGGGGCGCUACAAAAGAGACUUCUCAACCAGAUUGAGAUGUUCAAGCAGAUGUCAAUGCGAGCGAAAAGUCCUGGUAAAGGCAAGUCUCCCGAGAGACCAGCUGGUGGUGAUCAGAUCACUUAUGAACUUUUCUACAAACCUGAGCAGGCAAAGUUUGCCAACACUGCAAGGAUGGCAGAUUUAGAGCAGAGACUUGAACGCCUGGAGGCAGUCAUUGGACAGAAUCCUGAGAAACUAUCAUCACUAACGAAGGAUGCUGCCAACAAGAGUUUAGUGGGUGCUGUCGUUAGCCUUACUGCCAAGACGAGCUUAUUCGACCCUGAUCAGUUGGAUCAGAUCGAAGGUCGGAUGGUUGGCUUGUUACAGAAACUCAACUCCAUUGCCGAGAAGAAGGAUGUGGUGGAGGACUGUGAUAAACAGACUAAGAUCACUGCCCUGUAUGAUGUUGUAAAGAAAUGGGAGAGUAUAGCUGGAUCUGUACCUCAUAUCCUAGACAGAUUAGUCGCACUCAAGGAACUCCAUGAACAGGCCCUGCAGUUUAGCCAGGCCUUGACACAUCUUGACACUUCACAGCAACAGAUUGACACCAGCCUCAAGAGUCAUGGCGACAUGUUGAAACAGCUGCAGAGCAACUUCCAGGAGAAUAUGACCACAAUCCAAGGGAAUUGUUCAAGUCUCGAUCAGCGGCUGAAGGUCGUCAAGAAAUAAACAUCCUGGCCACAAACUUAAUAUAAAAGACUUUCACAACAACUGGGACUGGACCUUUCAAACAUGCUGCUUAUAGUGGUGCAUUUAACUUUGACUGUAAUAGAUGAUAUUCCUCCGUAGGAGUGCAGCACCUGAUAAGGUUGAGCAACUUUAUGUGCAUGAUGUUGUGCACCCGCAUUCAGAACCUCUGACGAAUGGAACUGCCACCUCUGCUUGUAGUUUUGACCUAGUCACUUUACUCUAGAUGUAGUCACAACAAGUGUGUGACGUUGCUUUGGCAGCGUGUUGUACCCAGAGGCCGUUACCUUGACUACUUCUGGUGUUGUUUCCAUUGUCUCUAUAGCAAGUUCCCUGGUACAAACAGUGGGAACGUCCAGUAGGCCCAAAAGGGUUUAUUUUGUGUGUGGCGUCAAAAGGUCACAAGAGAACAAGGAAAAACUCCACAAGUGAACAGUCUAUGGGAGCAGCCUCAAUUCAUUUGGAGGUCACAGUGACGUAUAUGCCUUUCUCUUUGGUUUAUGGGCUACAGUUUGAAGGGUAAUGUACAUCAUGUACAUUUUGUACAUGCUUAUUUAUUUAUAUGGAUAAUAAUAUGUGACAUUUACUUAUGAUAAUCCAUGUCUGAUAUAUAUUAUCAAUUUGAGAAUAUUGAGGUAUGUUUAGAAAUGGAAUAUUGAUGUACUUUUAAUCAUGACUAUGUAAUAAAAUGGGUAUAUUAAUGGUUUCUGCAUGUAAGGAUAUAAGCAUAAAUCAUGCACACAAACAUGACAGACUUCUGUAUUCUCCUUGGGCAAUAUAUGGCUCAGACACCCUGAGAAUUCAGAAGAUAUGCCAUCAUGUUUCCAGGUGGUGUCAUGAUGUUAUUCACUGAUAUUUGAAGAUGUUUUGAAUGAUGUGAUAUUUGCUGAUGAUGAACAGUGGUGCUCUGUUGACCAUGGCAAUGUUCCAUGUGUGAAAUACCAAAAGAAGUGAAAGGAUGAUGACAUUAUGUGUGACGGUCUGGUGCCCAUGGCCACGGUCCUGUAACAUGGGGUUAUUUUGUAUUGGAAUAUUGACCUUGCAAGCAGAGAUCUUGUUGUUAGUAUCAUUGAUGGGUUUCCCUACCCUUUGCUUAAUGUAUGCACUUUGAUAAUACCUUGGAAAAUGGAUGUAUGAAAAUUUAUUUCUUUGCUUCA